This is a messenger RNA of Sclerotinia sclerotiorum 1980 UF-70, 9507 nucleotides long. RefSeq lists its product as hypothetical. Bases 1 to 9507 code for a protein of 3168 amino acids. The transcript is spliced from 5 exons. The record is from RefSeq and is a predicted model, not a curated record. Gene Ontology annotation, biological process: secondary metabolite biosynthetic process; fatty acid biosynthetic process. Gene Ontology annotation, molecular function: fatty acid synthase activity; oxidoreductase activity; phosphopantetheine binding. NCBI's taxonomy places the organism in Eukaryota, Fungi, Ascomycota, Leotiomycetes, Helotiales, Sclerotiniaceae.
AUGGCCAGUAUUCCAGCACCAAUAGCCAUCGUCGGAAUAGGCUGUCGAUUUCCGGGCGGUGCCAGCAGUCCAGAAAAGCUUUGGGAAAUUCUCUCUGAAGGCCGAGGAACAUGGUCUGAGGUACCAGAAGAUAGAUUUAACUGGAAAUCAUUUCAUCAUCCCGACCCCGAAAAUGGGGGAACACACAAUCAUCGUGGUGGUCACUUUCUUGAUUCAGAUAUCGCCACUUUUGAUGGAAAGUUCUUCGGUAUUUCCCCUCAAGAAUGUGAAGCAAUAGAUCCUCAAUAUCGCCUCCAACUAGAAGUCACAUAUGAAGCAUUAGAAAAUGCUGGUCUGUCCCUAGAGGAUCUUCGUGGUUCUGAUACCGCCGUGUACGUCGCUACUUUUGGAAAUGAUUAUGCAGGUAUUCAAUGUAGAGACCUCGACACAGUCUCAAAAUAUCAUUUAACAGGAACGGGUUCUGCCAUGGCCUCCAAUCAAAUUUCUUACCUGCUAGACCUUCGGGGCCCAUCCAUCACCUUGGACACAGGUUGUUCUGGAAGUAUUGUCGCCAUCCAUCAGGCUUGUCAGUCACUCAGAACCGGAGAAACCAAAAUAGCAGUUGCAGGUGGCGUGAGUUUGAUCAUAACUCCCGAUCUUAUGAUACCCAUGAGCAUGAUUGGUGUACUAAACCAAGAUGGAAAAUGCUACUCGUUCGAUAGCCGAGGCGCAGGCUAUGGUCGUGGUGAGGGAGCUGCUAUGGUAGUCCUCAAAAAGCUAGACGACGCUAUUCGGGAUGGUGACAAUGUCCGGGGAAUAAUUCGGAACUCUGGAAUCGGGCAGGAUGGAAAAACACCGGGUAUCACAGUCCCAAGCCGAGAAGCACAGUUGAAUCUCAUCCAAUCCGUCUACCGGCAGGCAAACCUCGAUCCCAAAUACACAAGAUAUAUCGAAGCCCAUGGCACUGGGACUAUCGUUGGAGAUGGAGCUGAAAUCGCUGCCAUUCGCGCAGCUUUCAGUGGUGAUGAGGGAUCUCCUAUAAACGUGGGAUCUGUCAAACCAAAUAUUGGGCACCUGGAAAGUGCAAGCGGCAUUGCUAGUCUGAUAAAAGCUGUUUUGAUGCUGGAGAAUGAUGCAAUACCGCCAAAUGUGAAUUUGGUGACUUUGAAAGAGAACCUUCGGGGAAGCGAUAUUGCUAUACCAACCAAACUCGAUUCAUGGGAUGAAACUACUUUACGUCGUAUCUCGGUCAACAAUUAUGGCUACGGAGGAACUAAUGGUCACCUUAUUCUGGAUUCAUUGUCUACUUAUGAGAACGAAGUUUUUGAGCGUCGGAGGCUCAACCAUUAUCAGGUUUUGAAUGACUGCCAUAGCGGUGAGCAAGGCCGGAUGAGUGGUCAUACUAAAACGAAUUCCGACGAUUUUGUUUUGAUAAACGGCCAUGACCAUGAAUACACAAAUGAAGAACCGAGCGAUAUUACACCAAACAGCCAAAAAGAGCGCUGUAUCACAAACAGUGUUGCGGAGCCAAUAGAAAAUCCGAAAAGUGGCGUUUUGCAACAGCCAGAUCACGCACGCACCUAUCCCCAGGUCCUUGUUCUGACAGCAAAAUCAGAAGAAUCAUUAAUCAAGAACAUAGAUAAUUUGUGGCAAUGGGUUUCUCAGAGCUCUAAUCUUGGAGAUGAUACCUUCCGAAACCUGGCAUACACCUUGUCAACCCGUCGGUCUCUUUUCCGGUGGAGAUACAGUCUUGUAGGCACGUCGUUCAAAGAUAUCACGGCACGCUUGACUUCAAGUAAUCCGAAAACAACGAAAUCUGGAAACCAGCGUCAGAAUGCCUUUGUGUUCACCGGUCAAGGAGCGCAAUGGUUUGCAAUGGGCCGUGAGCUUAUGGGCCGAAGUACCCCCUAUCUGAGAUCCCUCCAAGCUUCUGACAGAAUCUUGAAAGAAUUUGGAGCUUCCUGGAGUUUAAUGGAGGAACUUUCAAAGGAAGCCUCAACUUCAAGAGUAAAUAAGAGCGAGAUUGCUCAGCCAACUACAACAGCACUGCAAAUCGCUCUUGUAGAUCUCCUUUCCUCUAUAAAGCUAUCACCCGAUGCUGUUAUUGGUCAUUCCAGUGGCGAGAUAGCAGCGGCUUAUGCAGCAGGGUCGUUAAGUCAACAUUCAGCUUUGAAAGUCGCGUAUUACCGCGGACUUCUUAGAGUUAGUGGAUCUUUGAAGGGGGCAAUGAUGGCUGUAGGACUGGGCGAAAAGUCUGUUUCUCAAUACAUCUCACAAGUCACUUCCGGAAAAGUCGUAAUUGCGUGUUCCAACAGCCCGGAAAGCUCCACCGUUUCAGGUGACGAACUUGCAAUACUCGAACUGAACAAAAUUCUAGAUGCAGAAUCGAUUUUUGCAAGAAGAUUGGCCGUUGAUACGGCCUACCACUCGCAUCAUGUCAAAUCAGUAGCAGAUCAAUAUCUACACAGUCUGGAGGGACUGGAAUAUGACACUACAUCGUCAGCUGUACGGUUUAUCUCAUCUGUUACCGGGACAGAGAUGACUUCUGGAUUCGGUGCUGAUUACUGGGUCAACAAUCUUGUUUCCCCAGUUCGCUUUCAGAAUGGACUAGAAGAAUUAUGCCGCAAGAUGUCAUUAGCUUCUCCUCAAAGUAAACUUGCAUUCAUCGAAGUAGGACCUCAUAAUGCUCUAUCUGGACCUAUCAGGCAGACAAUGGCUUCUUUAAAUUUGUCCUCGGGAUACUUCAGUACGUCUAUUCUGACUAGGAACCAAGAUGCACGUUUCACUGUUUUAGAGGCUGCCGGUAAGCUUUUUGAGGAAGGAUGUACAGUAGAUUUACAAGCUGUGAAUUUCCUCUUCGAGCCUAAUCGACGGCAAAAGGUACUGAUUGAUUUGCCGACUUAUUCGUGGGACCACUCAAGUAGAUACUGGCGCGAAUCACGAUUAAGUAAAGCGCAUCGAUUUCGAAAACAUCCAUACCAUGACCUUCUCGGUUCACGGCUUGCAAGCAGUACAGGUGUGAACCCGAUAUGGCGGCAUGUGAUCGGUGUGGAUAGUUUACCGUGGUUGGGAGAACAUGUCAUUGAUGGUUUCAUGAUAUUCCCAGGCUCGGGUUACAUAUCGAUGGCCAUUGAAGCGAUGCGUCAAUUGGUUUCUGAGACACAUGACCCUCUCAGUAUCUCAAGCUAUAAUUUCAAGAACAUCCAGAUUCCGGCGCCUCUAGUGAUACCCGACUCGCCAAAUACUGUCGAAAUACAAUUGAGCCUUGUGACCGGUAGGAAUCAACAGGACAAUUCAAAGUCUAAGUGGGAGGAAUUCAAGGUAUUUUCUGUCUCGGCUGAAGGCGCUAGCGUUGAACACUGCCAUGGAUUCAUCAUGGCGGAGAUGUCGUCUGACACAGACGAAGUGGAAACUACAAAAGAAAAGAAUCUUAAUUCUUUAUCUGAAAUUAGUCGUCUUAAUGAACUGGAAUCACUCUGCGACGAUGAAAUAGAUACUGUGAAGCUUUACCGCGAUUUAAAAUCGAGGGGGAACAGUUAUGGACCGAAUUUCUCCUGCAUUAAGGAACUUACUCUUAGUAGCACACAUGCUCUGGGAGUUCUGAACAUUCCCGAUAUGUCUCAGAGCAUGCCAACUCCAUUUCAGCAACCUCAUGUGAUCCAUCCUGCAACACUCGACGCUUUGAUGCAUCAAGCUGUAGCAAUCUUCAAUCGCCAUGCGCAGGAUACCGUCUUCAUGAUUGUUGGAAUUAAUGAGCUGAAGAUAUCUUCUCGUCUAGCAAGCAAUCCAGGCGCCUCUCUAACACUGGCGACGACUACCUCAGGGGUUGGAUCAAGGUAUCCAUCCGCAGACAUCUCUGCAUUCCAGAAGAACUCGGAUCUCGACAUGGAGGUUGUCAUUCAAAUGAAAGCUGCAAAACUUCGUGCUACAGGGAUUUCCAAUGGUAAUGCGCCAGAUGGCACUAGGGAGCGCAAUAUGAGCUAUACCAUGAAUUGGGAUUUGGAUGCUGACCAUAUGACCUCUUUGAUGUUUUUACCAGGUCCAGAUACCAUCGAAGCUGAUCGAGCGCAAGAGCGAAAACUAGACUUUUUGAAUCAAGCCGCUGCAGUUUACGUUAAUCGCUGUGUAAAAAGCCUUUCAGCCAACGGCCCGCCGAUACUUUCGGGGCAUUUUCCGCAUCUUUUCAAGUGGAUGAAGCGAUGGCAAGAGUCUGAAGAAUUUAAAUCCUUGCUUCAAGAAGUUUUCGAGACCAACGUGGAGCAAAUCCUCGAAGAUGCGCAGAAACUUGGAGUCGAAGGAGAGUUGCUAUGGCGAGUGGGACGCGAAUUGGAUUCCAUUCUAAUCGGAAAGUCAGAUGCGCUUUCCUUGAUGUUGGAAGACGACCUUUUAUACCGUCUCUACGCGGAUGAUGCUUCAUCGCGAUGCUAUGCACAUGUCAUUUCGUAUAUGAAAAAGCUUGUUUUCAAAAACCCAAACAUGAAGGUCAUUGAAUUAGGUGGUGGAACCGGAGGAACCACGGCUCCGUUAUUGGAGGCUCUCGAUUCAAAUGGUAUUCUUCCUUUCGAAAAGUACGUCUUUACUGAUGUUUCUUCUGGCUUCUUCGAACGCACCAGAGCUCGUCUUCAGAGAUGGGAUAGCUAUCUAGAGUAUAAAAAGUUGGACCUUAACAUCGGCGUAUCGGAACAGGGUUUUGAAGAAGAGGGUUAUGAUCUAAUUAUCGCUGCAAACUGUCUCCAUGUUGCCUCUUCUAUGGAUGGCGUGAUGUCAAGCGUCAGGAACCUUCUCAGACCUGGUGGAAAGAUUGUUAUGAUCGAAAUGACUCGUACCGUACCCCUCUACAACACCUUUGUUGGUUUACUAGAAGGCUGGUGGGCAGGUAUAGGAGAUGGUCGGGUCGAUAGUCCAGGCUUAUCAGUUGAACAGUGGCAGUCCACACUGUUAAGGAACGGUUUCAGUGGUGUAGAAAUUGUCGCAAAUGAUUUCGAAGGCAAAGCUCAACGUUCGGCAAUGCUAGUAUCCAGAGCAACAGAUCGGAUUAAUAAUCUCUCAAUCCGGCCAAGUUUACCGAUAAAACUAAUUUUCUGCCCUAGCUGGUCAGUUCAUCCUCCACAAUUUGCCAUCGAUUUAAGCUCUGGGUUGAUUAAGCACGGAUUCAGCGUGACUAUGGAGAGUCUUCUCACCACUCAGUUUAGUGGGGAGCAUAUAUAUAUCAUCCUUGACGAUGGUUUACAUCCAAUUUUGACUACCGACACCCCCACGAUAUUUGAAUAUGUUAAAUGCCUCUUAGAGAAAGCUACGCGGGUACUGUGGGUCAGCUCUCAAGAUAAUCCUACGGCAAACAUGAAUCCCGAAAAAGGGAUGAUUGCUGGGCUUGCCCGCGUUGUUCGAGCAGAAAAUGAACUUUUACGUCUCAUAACAAUGGAUGUUCAAGACAGUAUCUUCAAAUCAUUUGGUGGGCUCAUCCAAGCUAUUAGUCAAAUUGUCAAAAGCGGAUUUGAUGAUUCUAGUGAAUUGGCAAAGGAGCUUGAGUAUAUAUACAGGAACCAAGUGGUGUUAAUACCACGGCUUUUGCAAAACGAAAACAUCAACGAGCGUAUACAGAACGUCAGUGGAAAGGUAAAACUGCAGACACAACCAUUCCAUCAGCCCAGUAGACCACUAAAGCUCCAUGUUGGAAAGCCUGGAUUCCUGGAUAGUCUCUCAUUUGUGGAUGAUAAAGCACUGGAAGGGCCCUUGCCAGCUUCACACAUAGAGGUACGAGUUGAGGCAUGUGGCCUAAACUUUAAGGAUGUCCUCAUAGCGCUAGGCCAAAUUAACAAGGACUAUUCAAUGACAGCCGAAUUUGCUGGAGUUGUCACCAAGGUCGGAUCUGACCACCAGAGUUCGUUUCAAGUUGGUGAUCGUGUUUGCGGUAUGGGCGGGUCACCAUAUGCUAGCACUGUUAGACUUGAUGGACAAAGAGCGAGCCAUUUCCCAUCGUCAAUGUCGUUCGAAGUAGCUGCUUCUAUACCUGUUGUUUUUGCAACGGCCUACCAUGCGCUUGUAGAUAUUGCUAACCUUCAAAUGAAUCAAACUGUUUUGAUUCAUUCGGCAGCUGGUGGAGUAGGUCAAGCUGCGCUGCGGGUUGCCCAGCAUAUCGGGGCAGAAAUAUUUUUGACUGUCGGAAAUGCAGCAAAGCGCGAAUUACUUAUCAAACAGUUUGGAAUUCCGGAAGAUCACAUAUUUUCCAGUAAGUUGCGAACAUUCAGACAAGGCAUUCACCGGAUCACCAAGGGCAAAGGUGUCGACGUUAUUCUUAAUUCUCUUUCCGGCGAGAUACUUCAGGAGUCAUGGGCUUCCAUUGCAAGAUUUGGUGUCUUCAUUGAGCUCGGCAAAGCUGACGCUUUGUCAAACGCGGGUUUGAGUAUGGCACCUUUUGAAAGGAAUGUAACAUUUUCUUCCGUGGAUCUACAAAUGAUUGCCGACUAUCGACCCCAAAAGAUAAGAAGCCUUUUGCAAGCAGUUUUAGGCUUGUUUGAAGACGGGGCUUAUCUUCCUAUCAAUCCCAUUACCACAAUGUCUAUUACCAAUAUUGAGGAUGCUUUUAGGCUCCUUCAAACACGCAAACAUACAGGCAAGGUUAUCUUGAAGGCCGAUUUCGAAGCGACAGUUAAAGCACCAGCGGUAGUGGCGAAUGACCUGAUGAUUUCUGAGGAAGGGGUGUGUUUGAUUGCCGGCGGACUUGGUGGUCUUGGUUUAGAAAUUGCCCGUAUGCUUGCUAGGAAUGGAACAAAAAGUAUCGCACUAAUGUCGCGAAGACACUUAGCUUCAUCGGAGCUAGGACACCUCGAGGAAGAAUUCAAACAUCUAGGGACAAAAUUGUAUAUUUUGACCUGCGAUAUCACAGAUCUUUCAAAGUUAAGAGAGUCAAUUUCACCUUUCGGCGUUGAUAUGCCUCCAAUAAAAAGUGUUAUCCAAGCAUGCACAAUCCUUCAGGAUCGUGUCUUAAGCAAAAUGAGUCUUGAAGAUUUCAAACUAGCGACCCAACCAAAGUGUCUUGGGACUAGUAAUCUGGUCGAAGUAUUCAACAAUCAGCCUCUCGAUUUCUUCCUCAUGCUUUCUUCUACUGCUGGUAUGCUAGGUAUGAUAUCUCAAGCCAAUUAUGCGGCGGGAAAUAAUUAUAUGGAUACACUUGCACAGAACAAGAGAACUUCCCAAGACGCAACCACCAAUUUUGUUUCAAUUGAUUUUGGUCCCAUCGAUGAUGCUGGAAUAAUUGCGGACAGAAUGAGAGCAAAGGAAGGUAUGCUUCGCCGAGGCUUCGUUUUGAUCAAAUUAAAGGAGGUUCUGGCCUUAAUAAGCUACGCAAUUAGCCACUCUGCAAAAAGAGAGAGAAGUAAUCAAUUUGUCCUCGGAUUCGAUUACAAAUCCAUCACAGAAUCAGAUAACACAGAUACACUCCAAAACCCAAUGUUCUCACAUCUCCUCCGACAUUCAAGUAGACAAAGCUUCGAAGAGGAUAAAUCGCCUGUUCAAAAUAUCCAAACUCUUAUCGCAGCGGCAAAAGAUACUUCCAAAAUCAAUCUGAUAAUUGCUGAAGAGAUCGCAAGAAAGAUGUCCAACCUCGUGGCUAUGGAUUAUGAAGAAAUCGAACUUGAGCGCCGUAUGGCUGAUUUUGGACUGGAUUCUUUGGUCAUCAUCGAAAUGAAAAAUUGGAUCACACAGAUCUUCCAAGCCAAGCUUCAAGCCUCGGAGAUAUCUGAUGCGUCAAAUAUUAUGAAUUUAGCUGAGAUUGUGGCUUCUAGAUCAGCACUCAUCACGAGGAAUUUACCGAGUCAACCUCCAAAAAGCGACGACCCGAGGACCGCAUCUAAGCAAAAGGAACCAGAAAUCUUAGAGCAGAAGAAUGUGACUGAAAUCAUUACCUUACCAAAACAGCCGUUGCCAGAUCUAGAUAAUUCUCUGUCCCAAUUUCUAGAUUCUCUCCUCCCGGUACUCACCUCGGAAGAAUACGCUCGCUACGAGAAUUACGUCACUGAAUUUCUCAAACCAGAAGGAUUCGGGCGAAAACUCCAAGCUCGACUUUCUAAAGUAGCUCAGGACCCCAAGGUAGAAAAUUGGCUCGGCGAAUUCUACGCGACUAGUAUGUUCCUAAAAGGUCGUCGUUCAUUAGUUCCCUGGCUCAACUUUUUUGCUACGCAUUUUAUGAGUCCGGUUCCUCACACGGCCGCAGAGAGGGCAGCUAUCAUUUCGAAUGCGGCAUUUCGGUUUAAGCGACAGCUGGAGAGAGGUGAAGUAGGUUAUGGAUAUUAUAAUGAGCAGCCUAUCAGUAAAGAUGCUUAUCAGUGGUUUUUCAACGCGACCCGCGAACCAGGAAAUCCAAAAGAUUUCAUGAGAAGAUAUCCUGGUAAUGAUUAUCUGAUUGCGUUCCGUAGGGGGCAUGUCUACAAGAUUUCUGUACAUGAUUUGGAUGAGGUUACCUCCUAUUCGGCGCUCAGAGAUGCUUUUCAAAAUAUUCUGGAUGGCGAUCAAAAGCCAGAGUCAUGGGUUGGAGUGUUGACGCAAGAUACACGCGAUCGUUGGGCAGAGCUCCGUGUCGAACUCCAAAGUCUAAGCAAGGAAAACGAAACAUGGAUUCGUGACAUUGAAGCUUCCGCGUUUGUUGUCUACUUAGAUGAUGUACAGCCACAGAAUGCCUCAGAAAGAGCACCGCACUUUCUACAUGCCAAUGGUUUCAAUAGAUGGAGUGAUAAAACCAUCCAAUUCUCCAUCUGUGACAAUGGAAUUUCGGCAACCAUCGGCGAACACACCAUGUUAGACGGAGUGACAUUUCUCCGUUUGAAUGAUUUCGUCACCAAAGCAAUAAUGACCUUUGACCCUCAGAGACUCACUAAUAUUCCCUCUCACCCAGCACUUAUGAUCACAGUUUCAGAAUCUUAUACAUUCAAAACCACACCAUCAAUCGAAGAGCACAUCACUCGCAUCCGAGCACAACUCAAAAACGACACAUCACGCGUCGAGUUCCGCGCGUUUGAGAUCCCCACCCUCAAUCGCGAGCUCUUCCGCCUGCACAAAUGUCCACCCAAUUCUGGUUUCCAACUAGCUAUCCAACUAGCCGUUCGACGCUACUUUGGACGUAACCCUGCAGCAUUCGAACCUAUCUCCUUGAAUCACUUCCACAAAGGUCGAAUUGAUGUAAACCACAUUAUGCGUCCUUCUAUUUCUAGUUUCUGCGCCGCGGCUGCAGAUACUAAAAUACCUACUGAUGAGUUACGGGGUUUAUUCUUUGAUGCUGCACGAAUUCAUGCUAGUAAUGUAGUAACUACAUCGCGAGGACAUGGAUUUGAUAGACAUCUCUUCGCGCUCGAAUGGUCCGUUCGAGGAGGUGAGACGGUCCCGGUAUUAUUCACGGAUCCGACAUAUAAGAGUAAAAGACGACCUCCUCAAAUUAUGACGAAUUGUAUUGUGGGUGAGGCGCUUGAGGGAGGUGACUUUUUUGAUCAUCCGAAUGGGGUUUCUGUUACCUAUGAGACGAAGGAUGAAUUGUGA